AACCCCCAGUCCCGCCCCGCCGCCCGGACGCCCUGCACAAAAGGGGGGCCGAGGACGCGCGCCCACUCGAUGUCCCGCACGGCACCGCCACCGCUUCUCCACCACCGGCCCCGCGCACGCACGUACGCGCCCCGUGCCGGGCUUUCUCAUCCUUUCCACGCUGUCGCGGGCGCCUUCUCUCUCUCUCCCCCCUCCCCUGCUCCGUUCCCCCUUCCGGCGUUCACACCGCCUGCUCAGCCUCGCGUCUUACAAGAGGCGUAGGCGCGUAGCCUCCGAUCCCCUGAGAAGCGGAACGGCACGCGCGCGCUGUUGCCCCGAUCCCCUGAGAGAGGGCGGCGGCGCGAGAGCUGCUCGCGUCGGCGACUCGAGCCGCCGGCGUUUGCGAAGUUGCUGCAGCUGCAGCUUGCGCCCGGGUGCGUGGGACAUGAGCUGCUUCGGCUGGUUCAAGCGGCGGUCGAGGAGCGUCGGCGGGUCGGCGGGGAAGCGUGGGGCGUCGGCGCCGCCGUCGGGCCCGGCGACCACGACGACGGUGUCGGGGGUGAGCACGAGCCGGUCGGACGACUCCGGUGCGGUGCGGCCGGUGAGCAAGUCGGCGGGGUCGGCCGCCUCGUCGCAGUCGCAGCGGAGCAUCUCGUCGCUGUACGAGGAGCGGGGCCACGGCCAGCUGCGGGUGUUCGACUACGAGGAGCUCGAGGCCGCCACGGCCGAGUUCAGCCGCGCGCAGAAGCUCGGCGAGGGCGGCUUCGGCAGCGUGUACAAGGGCUUCGUCCGCGCCGCCGACGGAAAGGGGGACCGCAUCCCCGUCGCAGUCAAGAAGCUCAACCAGCGCGGCCUGCAGGGACAUAAGCAAUGGUUGGCAGAAGUACAGUUUCUUGGUGUUCUGGAGCACCCAAAUCUUGUAAAGCUACUUGGAUAUUGCGCUGUUGAUAGUGAAAGAGGGCCACAAAGAUUGUUGGUGUACGAGUUUAUGCCGAACAAGAGCUUGGAAGACCAUUUGUUCAGGCGAGCUAAUCCUCCUCUGUCGUGGAACGGAAGGCUUCAGGUUAUCCUGGGUGCUGCAGAAGGAUUGGCUUACCUUCAUGAAGGCGUAGAAGUUCAGGUAAUCUACCGGGACUUCAAGACCUCGAACAUUUUACUGGACAAGGACUUCAGAGCAAAGCUGUCAGACUUCGGGCUAGCCAGGGAGGGACCAACUGGAGCAAACACUCACGUCUCAACCGCGGUCGUCGGGACGCACGGGUACGCGGCGCCGGAGUACAUCGAUUCGGGGCACCUGACGGCGAAGAGCGACGUGUGGAGCUUCGGCGUGGUGCUGUACGAGAUCCUGACGGGGCGGCGGUCGCUGGACCGGAACAAGCCGGUGGCGGAGCAGAAGUUGCUGGAGUGGGUGGCCCAGUUCCCGCCGGACAGCCGCAACUUCCGGAUGAUCAUGGACCCCAGGCUCCGCGGCGAGUACUCGGUGAAGGCCGCGCGGGAGAUCGCCAAGCUGGCCGACAGCUGCCUGCUCAAGAACGCCAAGGAGCGGCCCACCAUGAGCGAGGUGGUCGAGGUGCUCAGGCGGGCCGUGCAGGCGGCCGAGCCGGAUGGCCGGGCACCCGGUGCCGGCGCCGUCAAGGGGAAGAGAGCCGACGCGGCCGCGCCGUCCAGGAGGUGAUUGCUACAGAGUCGUCGGCGCGCGAAGGCUCUGGUUGGCAGAGCCAAAGUUAGACAGGGAGGGGAGACUGAUAUGCUGUCAUCGGACGUGACAGCACAGCACACAAAAGAGUGUUAGUUUUGGGGUGUAUGGUGUGGGUUAGUGGCGGGGGGCUUACAAAUAUUUUUUGGGCACAUUACUUAGAUAACUUGUGUACAUAGAGACGGCUUUGGCGGAUUGAAGUUUUCCUUUCCCUUUCGAAAGUGAGAAUUUUGAAAGAAUUUUGCACUGGCUCUAAGAAAUAGAUUCGCACUCAAGUUGUUCUCUUGUA
This is a messenger RNA of Setaria italica (foxtail millet), 1964 nucleotides long. RefSeq names its product probable serine/threonine-protein kinase PBL19. Gene Ontology annotation, biological process: protein phosphorylation. Lineage: Eukaryota; Viridiplantae; Streptophyta; Magnoliopsida; Poales; Poaceae. Gene Ontology annotation, molecular function: protein kinase activity; ATP binding. The record is from RefSeq and is a predicted model, not a curated record. The transcript has 4 exons. Bases 425 to 1654 code for a protein of 409 amino acids.